AUGAUGACGUCAUGUGAGUUGAACCCGGGUGAAAUCCAUGAGAUGCUUUCCCUCCUCCAGUCCGACCUCAACUUUAACUCCGGUUCAGGUUCCAGUGAUCAACCAAGGCAUGCACGGAUGAUCUCCAAUCGUGAAUCAGCCAAAAGGUCAAGGCAACGAAAGAAGAGGCAUUUGGAAGAACUAAACCACCAACUAAACCAGUUAAGACAUACAAACCGGCACCUCAAAAACCGGCUCAAUUUGCUUCAAUAUCAAUGUCCAACUAUUCUCAAAGAAAACCACCACCUAGGCUAUGAAUGCAUUCUUCUCCAGUCAAAACUAUCGGCUUUAUGUCAACUUCUAGUCAAUAUGCAUGCAGUUUCAAUGGAUGUCAAUCACCUAGCAGACUAUUGUGUAUCUGAGUUAUACGUAACUACUUUUGGGUUGUGA
Lactuca virosa is the source of this 429-nucleotide messenger RNA. NCBI's taxonomy places the organism in Eukaryota, Viridiplantae, Streptophyta, Magnoliopsida, Asterales, Asteraceae. The record is from the annotation of a GenBank genome assembly.